GAACUAACCAAAGAAAAGACGCAGAGUUUCGUAACUCUUAAGUAUGGUUGGAUCUCACCUUAACCCAAAGUCGGUUCCUAAAAUUAUUGCUCUUUUCGCAUUCCUACGCUCAUAUUUAUACUCUGCACUCUCACACACACUCACCUUUUUUCACUCUUUUUCAAACACUCUCUCCCUUUCUUCUGCAUAAACCAUUGAUGCCUCACUCACGUUUUCUCAUGCUUCUUCUUCUUUCUUCCCUUCUCUUUCUCUCUUUUCAUCACGGAUUCGGCCGGGUGGCAAUGAUGGAGACCCAUCAGGAUUUUCCCAUUCGCAGAAUAGUGAAGUAUGAGAUUGAAGAUUAUGCUGAUCCACAGCCAAAUAUCAAUCCAAAGAAUGGGUAUAUUUUCACCCCUCCUUCACCGACUCCAACACAUCCUCCAAAACCUUAAAUAGAACCAAAAACCAGAACACUUCAACCACUGGUUUAUGUUUUUUCACAGAAUUAGGAUUUUGGCCACUGUGUUGCUGUUAUUUUUAUCCCUUCAAUUUUAUUUUAUAUGUUUUCAAAAUGGAAAAUUGUGAAUUGUGCUAAUAAAUAAAGUGUUUGGUUAUUUUGCGCAUCAAA
Messenger RNA from Vigna unguiculata (cowpea), 607 nucleotides. RefSeq lists its product as uncharacterized. NCBI's taxonomy places the organism in Eukaryota, Viridiplantae, Streptophyta, Magnoliopsida, Fabales, Fabaceae. The record is from RefSeq and is a predicted model, not a curated record.